Molecule: messenger RNA, 1950 nt
Organism: Rosa rugosa (rugosa rose)
Lineage: Eukaryota; Viridiplantae; Streptophyta; Magnoliopsida; Rosales; Rosaceae
Product: seipin-3-like
Exons: 2
Coding region: 612-1151 (179 amino acids)
Biological process (GO): lipid storage; lipid droplet organization
Cellular component (GO): endoplasmic reticulum membrane
Source: RefSeq, a predicted model, not a curated record
UCAACCACAGCAACCACCCUUCCUUUUUCAGCAUUCCAAGAAAAAAAAACUGUUGGUGACACAUUAUCAUUUCCCGCCUAUAAACUGUCCUUACAGUUAGAGUUGUAGUAGACCUUCACUCACUAAUAUCCUACCCCUUCUACAAAUUCAUCAUCAUGGAGGAUUCAAGAAUUCUCGAAGCUCAUGAUCUUUCUGAUAAUGGCGGCGAAGGGUUCUCGUGGGGUUUUGAACCCGAAUGUGAUGUUGAAUCACAAAGGUUGUUCCAUGUGCUGAAAUGUUCUAUGCUCAAAUUGGCUCUGGAUGGGGCUGACAAGGUGUUCAAGGAUCAUAGAACACUGAAUAGUAACAUAUCUGUACUUCAAUGUCGGGCUAGAUUUGCUGGUGAUCAUGGAGGAGAAAGGUGGUCUAGUCUGGAUUCAACCCAAGUAUUUGAAGAAAAUGCUGUUGAAGAAAGAAGAGAUGGAGCUAUAAGUCCCCCUUCGGAGGGAAACAAACCUGCUAACUCUUUGUUACAUCAUCAUUCGAGCAAAGAUUGUGUUAAUGUAUCACGAGUGGUAAAUUCUUCUUAAAGGAACUAUGAUCCAUUUCAUUUGAACAUUUUGGCCUUCAUUAUGGUAUUGCUGAUAAAAACUAUAGGAUUUCAAGUUAGCCUAGUGGUCAAAUUUUUCACUUUCCCAAUUUGGUUAUUCUAUUUUUCCUUCAUGCUCUUGCUAUGUCCAUUUCAAACUCUGAGGCACAUUAGAGGGUACUUGAUGACAAUGCUGUUGAGAUUGUGGAGUGCUACAUUUACCAAUUUUACUUCAGCUGUAUGUGGGGGAUUUAAAACCCAAAAUUCGCUUGCAGUGAAAGUAGGAUUCGCCUUGUUCAGGUCAAUCCAUGUGUGUUGCAUGCUUUUGGGGAUUCUGGCAUCUGGAUUUGUGCUAAGUGGGUUUGUGAUGAAACACCUGGUUGAGAAGCCUAUUAAGACCAUAGAGACCCUCAACUUUGAUUACACCAAGACAAGUCCAGUAGCUUUGGUGCCACUCAUGUCUUCUAGUGUUGGUGUUAUACCUUAUGGUCACAAAUUGCGGAUGAUUGUUUCGUUGACUGUGCCUGACUCGGAAUACAAUCACAGACUUGGUGUCUUUCAGAUUCACAGUUCAACAAUAUAACAUGCUGGACAUGGACAACAAAAUACAACCCCAAACUUGAAAUGAUGUGUUUGACUGGCCAUUUGUUUCUGCUUGAAGGUAAGAGUAGAGUUCUUGUCAGCUAAUGGUGAUGUCACUGCUAGUUCGAGCCAUCCAUGCAUGCUGCAAUUCAAAAGCCGACCAAUUCAAUACAUUCAGACCUUUCUGAGAAGUACUCCUCUUAUUGCUGGUUUACAAUCAGAAACCCAAGUUCUGAACAUCAAAAUCAAUGAACACGCUGAAGGACUUGAGCCAACUACCCGCUUGAAGGUGAUACUGGAACAAAGAGCAGAAUUCCACCAUGGUGAAGGCAUACCUCAAAGUUACGCUGGAUCUUUACUCCUUGAAUCUGAGCUUCCCCAAUUGAAAAGAUUUGUGUGGUGUUGGAGGAGAACAAUAUUCGUGUGGACAAGCAUUGGGUCAUUUUUGGCAGAGUUGGUGUUCAUCCUAGUCUUUUUUAGACCUAUGCUUGUCCCAAGAGGGAGACCAGAAAUGAGUAGUGGAAACACUAGACGCUCAAAUAUCAUCUUCAGACAUAAAAGCAGAUAAGGGCGUCGAAGGACCGUGAGGGGAUAGGUGUCGCAUAUUGAUCGAAUAAGAUCCAAGUCUGACAGCAGAGCUAAAUAAAGAGUUGAAAAUGAUUGCCAUGAAAAUGCAGAUAUGAAUAAAGAGUUGCUGAUCCCGUCCUGUUUCAUAUCCCAGUUCAUCUUAUUUUCAUCUAUCCUUUCCAUUAGGAAAAGAUGGAGACUAUGACUCUAAUUGUACUUGGAUGAUUGGAAGA